Messenger RNA from Dermatophagoides farinae (American house dust mite), 789 nucleotides. RefSeq lists its product as uncharacterized. The record is from RefSeq and is a predicted model, not a curated record. Lineage: Eukaryota; Metazoa; Arthropoda; Arachnida; Sarcoptiformes; Pyroglyphidae.
GAAAAAAAAAUUGCUGCAGCUGCUUCUGAACCAUCUACGGUUUCUGUUCCACCACCAUCACCACAAGCGGCAGAUCAAACACCACGAAGGCCGAAAAUUAAUUGGGGUAAAUGUCCACAAUUAGAACCAACCGAACGUGAUAUUGAAGCAAAAUCAAAUAUUCUACAAGAAUGUUUACGACAAAAUCCACCACCACAAUCGGAAUCGCUUACACAAGAACAAAUUAUACAACAUCAACAAAGUGUUACUGAAUGUGCAUUGAAAAUUGAAAAUUGGUUUGAUAAAAAAGGCCAAUAUAAAUAUAGUAAAGCCGAAAAAGAGAUUAAAAAUAAAAAUCUACCUAAAGAUAUGGAAAAAGUAUUGCUGGAAUCACAUAAACAAUGUUCACAGAUUGCACAGGAUCGACAACAAGCAGUGAAAAAUAUGGCCGUUGUUGAACAGGUUCAAGUUUAUCAAGGAUGUAUGGAUGCUCACAUUACACAGAAUUGUCAGAUUCAAAUCAGUGCUGUUUAAAUUUAAAACAUACAUACACACACACACACACACACACACCACAUUAAUCGAUAUAUUGCUUUUGAAAAUCCGGUUUUUUUUGCCGAUUGAUUGCCGAAUGAAUAACAAUAACAACGAUCCGCAGGCAAUAUCCAUGGAAAAUCCAUUAAUCGAUCAAGAAAAAACAGAAAACAAACACAUUACUUUUCAUUUUCGAUUUUCAAACAAAACAAAAAACAACGAACAACCAGUUCUCAAUUAAACAGAAUUUGAAAUAAAAGAUGAAAAUUUUUAAAA